GCAGACUACAAGACGAAGUCAGGGCAUCACAAUGGCGACAGUUUUCGUCUUUCUCUUGACGAUUGUUAGUGGGGUUUUCAGUGAACACACUAAACUAGAAUGGACAGAUUGCGGCACCGACCCAGCAUAUUUCACCAUAAAUAAAGUAGAUGUAUCACCCAUGCCAAUUGAGGUACCGGGUGACAUAGCUCUGACGGUGGGUGCUGUCUCUAAUAAAACUGUCACCCAAGGUGACAUCAAGAUAUCUGUCAAGAGACACACUUUCAUCGGUGAUAUCACAAUACCCUGUUUGUUUCAUGUUGGUUCUUGUGAGUACAAAGAUACAUGUACCUUAUUGGAUAGAAUGGAAAAGGAGAACUGGGCUGGUAUCAUGGGCGGAAUCGGAACCCAGGUCCGAGGACUGUUGUCAUCUAUUGGUAUAACCUCAUUCUGCAAUAUUCAAGCCAGAUCUCUGGACGUUCAGAGUUAUAAACUUAAACUACCACCUAUACCAUCUAUCCUGUCGUUCUUUGCUGAGGGAGACUAUUCAGCACACGUAACCGCAACAGAAGCCGCUUCAGGCCAUCAAGUAGCAUGCUUGGAUUUGAAGUUGUCUAUCAAGAAACACAAAGACAAGACCUGUACAGGCUGGUUUUGUGGCAGAAGAAGAGAUCUUCAUUAAGAAAAGCAAGAUUAAAUCAUUUCGUCGAU
Lottia gigantea (owl limpet) is the source of this 690-nucleotide messenger RNA. RefSeq lists its product as hypothetical. The record is from RefSeq and is a predicted model, not a curated record. Gene Ontology annotation, biological process: ganglioside catabolic process; lipid transport. Gene Ontology annotation, molecular function: enzyme activator activity; lipid carrier activity. The coding region runs from base 32 to 661 and encodes 209 amino acids. The transcript has 4 exons. NCBI's taxonomy places the organism in Eukaryota, Metazoa, Mollusca, Gastropoda, Lottiidae. Gene Ontology annotation, cellular component: cytoplasmic side of plasma membrane.